Racocetra fulgida is the source of this 1179-nucleotide messenger RNA. Lineage: Eukaryota; Fungi; Glomeromycota; Glomeromycetes; Diversisporales; Gigasporaceae. The record is from the annotation of a GenBank genome assembly.
AUGAUAUCUGUAAAAUUUCUGCUCAUUUCUUUUUUCAUUUUACUUACAAUAAUCUCCGUAAACCCAUAUCCAAGCACGACGAAACGUAAAGCUGGAGACGUCGCUGUUGCAGUUUUUCCUCAAGCAGAUAGUGUAAGAACAGUUACCGGAGAACUUCAUUUCUCAGAAGUAGAAGAGAAGAAAGUCAACUGUAGCGGACAAUUUAAUAGUGGAUUUCCGAAUACACAUCCUGAUAAUUUUGAUUAUGUGAUUGUUGAUAGUGACGACAAGAUUUUUAAGGACUUGACUGAAGAAUUGAAAGGUGUAAUUACAAUUGUUGUUCCAGGCACGGCUCCAUUUUCAUACGUUUUUACCGGUUUUACUAUUGAUGAAAUCAAUGGAAAAAAAUUUGUGGUCAGAAGGAGUCCUCUGUCAAUUUUACAACAUCGUGAUGUGCCAAUAUAUGAUCGUAGGAUGAUACCUGAAGGUUUUGGAUUAUCUGAAGGUUUUGGAUUACCUGAAGGUUUUGGAUUACCUAAAGGUUUUGGAUUACCUAAAGGUUUUGGAUUACUUAAAGUAACUGCACCUACAAAAUGCGGAGCACCUACAGAAUGCGAAGCACCUACAGAACCUGGAGCACCUAAAGGAUCUAAAAAACCUAAAGCACCUACAGAAUCAGAAGCACCUACAGAAUCAGAAGAACCUGAAGCACCUACAGAAUCAGAAGAACCUGAAGCACCUACAGAAUCAGAAGAACCUGAAGCACCUACAGAAUCAGAAGCACCUGAGGCACCUACAGAAUCAGAAGCACCUAAAACACCUAAAGAACCUGAAGCACCUACGGAAUCCAAAGCCCUUCACAAAACUAUCACAAAUGUUGCUGUAGCCGAUGUGUUUAAACCCGGAAUAAUCCAAUGUCAUUUUUCGUUGAGCAAUUAUGGAGACAAAACAGUCAUUUUAGGAUUAUUUAACCUUUUUCAUUGCAAGCCUAAAUAUUUGAGUGUAUCAGCUGGUGAAAUCAACCUUAACAAACUAGAUAAAUUCGUAGAAGCGCUGGAAAAUUCGCAAAUUGUUGAUUAUGGAUAUGGUAGUCCGGCCAUUCGCCUUGUUAUUUCUCGUCCGCUUGAUGCAUUUGUGGGGAAAAAGUUUGUCGUUCGUUGCAAGCGACAUGUAAUUGCAUCUACUACAAUCGAAGCUUGA